This is a messenger RNA of Nyctereutes procyonoides (raccoon dog), 1318 nucleotides long. It is a transcript of the gene SMIM5, whose product is annotated as small integral membrane protein 5. The coding region runs from base 599 to 823 and encodes 74 amino acids. The record is from RefSeq and is a predicted model, not a curated record. NCBI's taxonomy places the organism in Eukaryota, Metazoa, Chordata, Mammalia, Carnivora, Canidae. The transcript is spliced from 3 exons.
UCUCCCUCCCCGCUCUACUGCUCAGGUGGAGCCUCCCAGAGGGCAUCUUUGCCAGGGAACAAGAGAGCCGACCUCCUCUUUUAUCAGCUCCCAGCCCAGGCCCAGCCCACGAAGGCUUAGCACACACCCGCCAGGAGGGAGAGGAGAGGAAGAGGAGGAACAGAAGAGACCUCCCAGGGGCAGACUCCCAGGAGUCUGAAGCCACCCGCCAAGGUCCCUGCAGGGAUUCCCUUGCCGGGCAGGGGCAGCGGUGGCACAGGCUCCCCAGCUUCAGUGGCCGGCCCCCGUGUAAUUUGACACUUGGAUCUCCAGGACGACCAACAACAAAAAAGCUGAGGCCAAGACGGCAGCUGGCUGUCAGCAGCCAGGAGCUCCACACGCUCUGAGGAAGGCGCCCAGAAGCGGGUCAGGAAAGAGGCAUCUGAGAAGGAAGGAAGAGGUGGUGCCCUGGCCGAGGAGAGGCACGGGAGGCUGCUGGGCUCCCCAGCAUCCGCGCUUGUCCCCCAGCCCAACACCUGAGUUCCUAGGUGGGUGGCGACUCCCGGCCCUGUCUCUGCCUGACACGCCCAGCAGGAGCCUGGCAGGAGUCUGAUGCACCAUGGCAGCUGCCAACUUUGUGCAGGAGAUGCGCUCCAUGGGUGAGAAGCUGCUGCUCAAGCUACAGAAACUACCCCAGGCAGAGCCUGUGGAGAUCGUGGCCUUCUCCGUCAUCCUCCUUUUCACAGCCACUGUGCUGCUGUUGCUGUUGAUAGCUUGCAGCUGUUGCUGCUGCCCUGAGCGCAGAGGCAGGAAGGUCCAAGUGCGGCCCAUGACCCCACCGUGAAGGACAGAGAGGAGGAGACAUUGGAAAGGAGGCUGCCAAAGCCAUGACCCCAGGUGGCACCUGGCCUUGUGGCCCUCAGCUCACAAGACUGCGAUCCGUGGCCCCAGCUCUGGCCCUGCCUAGGAACCUGACACCUGCAGCCCUUACCAAGGAAACAAGGGCUGGUACAGCCACCAAACUCUGACCUGCCGGUGAAUCCUGGGUGCCAAGGAGGAGUUAACGGUUUAAAACACUGAGCAAACAAAAACUAGGGAUUUUCCCCAACCUGUACCUUUCAACAAAACACAGAAGCAGAGUCCCCGUACUUGGAUGGAGAACAGCCUGCGCCUGUGGGGAGCUGGCCCGUGGGGCUCCCGUGCCAAAGAAGAGCUUUGUGCAAUAGCUACUGGAGCCUAAGCUUCCCCCGGGAGGGGAGCAUGUCAGUAUUCUACUCCAGUAUUUUCCCAUUUCUUUCCCAGUAAAAGCUUUCCUGUUACGUGUUUCUGUGGCACCAGA